AUGUCAAGACACAAUAAUCACUUUCAGCAUCACUACAUUGGCCCUCAACCAUGUCGGAAGUCUUCUACAGGCUUAUAUGAUUAUCAUUCCAGCUUCUCAGCUGGAGUUGCUUAUAGCCUAAAUGAUAAGAAAAAACGAGUAGUAGCUCCGCAAACAAAAGGGAGGUUCUCAGAGACGACACAAAGUAUAAAUAUUGACUCACGACAGUUUGGGAAACUUCUCUUUACUGAGGAGCAGAGGCGGACAUUCAUGAAAGGAAAACCUAACAUGACUUUGGAAGACUUUUCCGCUAAUGUCGAGUGUAGUUGGAAAUAUCUAACACAGCAGCAGCGAGAUGAAUACUGGCGAAGGGCAGCGUAUAUCGCACAAACGGGAUGUCAAGCACAGAAAAUAAUGGAUAACUUAAAGGCACUAAGUCGUCAUGUGCCUUUUAUUGAAGAAAGCACUAUAAGACAAAUAACUGAUGAAAGGUGGGAUAGAAUGACUGUGGAACGAAGAGCCCCGUGGAUUGAGAAGUCGUUUGCAGAUCAAAGGAAGUAUUUUGUGGAAAGGAAGUUAUAUGUAGAAGCCAUGGAAGAGCGGGAGAAAUAUUUUGCAGAACUAGGCUACCAAUAUUAA
Molecule: messenger RNA, 618 nt
Organism: Paraglomus brasilianum
Lineage: Eukaryota; Fungi; Glomeromycota; Glomeromycetes; Paraglomerales; Paraglomeraceae
Source: the annotation of a GenBank genome assembly